Messenger RNA from Helobdella robusta, 915 nucleotides. RefSeq lists its product as hypothetical. The transcript has 7 exons. Gene Ontology annotation, cellular component: cytoplasm; plasma membrane. The record is from RefSeq and is a predicted model, not a curated record. Bases 1 to 915 code for a protein of 304 amino acids. NCBI's taxonomy places the organism in Eukaryota, Metazoa, Annelida, Clitellata, Rhynchobdellida, Glossiphoniidae. Gene Ontology annotation, molecular function: protein binding.
AUGAGCCUGUACCCAACUUUAGAAGACAUGAAGGUUGAUCAUUACAUCCAGCAGAGAGUAGCAGACUCAUUCAACCAGCCAGCUCAACCACAACUACUUUACAACACCAACAACAACAUCAAUUAUGGUUAUAAUUUAACACAGCAACAGCAAAAUGCUGAUCUAUACCCCAGAUUAGUGGAGUAUAUGGGGCUUAACAUCACUCCUGAAAUGCUCAACCAACAAAAUGAACUCGCUCUGGCCCCGGCAAACAAUCAAGUGCACUACACUUCUUCAGGCAAUCAGAUGCUUGUGGCUCCGGUCACCGGCCUCAACAAUGCAGGCGUACUCAGGUCAGACGUGAAGCAGGGAAUUAGGCAGGUUGUCCUUUGCAAGGAUGCUAAGGGUUUCAUCGGUCUCAAAGUUAAAUCUGUUAAUAAGGGAAUUUUCAUUUGUUUCGUUGAAUCUAACUCUCCGGCUGCCAUGGUCGGUCUGAGAUUUGGGGACCAAAUUAUUCAAAUCAACGAUGAACUUGUUGCUGGCUGGGACACUGAUAAAACCAUGAAGUUCCUCAAGAAGGCUGCACCUGAGAAAAUUACUAUGGCCAUUAGAGAUAGGCCUUUUGAGAGGACGAUAACGAUGCACAAGGAUAGCUCGGGCACCGUGGGAUUCAUUUUCAAUGAGAACAAGAUCACUUCCAUCGUUAAAGAUUCAUCAGCCGCCAGAAAUGGACUCCUAAUUGACCAUCACAUGGUCGAAGUUAAUGGCCAGAAUGUCAUUGGAAUGAAGGAUAAAGAGAUAAAAGAUAUAUUUGAGAAAGCUGAGAGGACCAUCACUAUUACUAUUUUACCUUCAUUCAUCUAUGAACACAUCAUGAAGAGCAUUGGUUGGAGCCUCGUCAGCAAAAGAAUGGACCAUUCCAUUCCAGACGUUUAA